GAGGCACCGCACCUCGGCCAGAGGCGGCUGCUGCAGCUGCUGCCCUCUUCCCCGCCGCCGCUUCUCCAGUCCCGUCAGUGGUUUCCCCGCCAGCUGCUGGAACGGACGAGAGAGAGGAGGAGGGCGAGAAACUCCCACCGACCCACAGAGGGAGCAUGACUUCGGCAACUUCACCCAUCAUUUUAAAAUGGGACCCCAAAAGUUUGGAAAUCCGGACCCUAACAGUGGAGAGGCUUUUGGAACCGCUCGUUACACAGGUGACAACACUUGUCAACACAAGCAACAAAGGCCCAUCCGGUAAAAAGAAAGGAAGGUCAAAGAAAGCCCAUGUACUGGCCGCAUCUGUAGAGCAAGCCACUCAGAACUUUCUGGAAAAAGGUGAACAGAUUGCUAAGGAGAGUCAAGAUCUCAAAGAAGAACUGGUUGCUGCCGUUGAGGAUGUACGCAAACAAGGUGAGACCAUGCGCAUCGCUUCUUCGGAGUUUGCGGAUGACCCCUGCUCAUCGGUGAAGCGCGGCACCAUGGUGCGGGCGGCUCGGGCCCUGCUGUCCGCUGUGACCCGCUUGCUCAUCCUGGCGGACAUGGCGGACGUCAUGAGGCUUUUGUCUCAUCUGAAAAUUGUGGAGGAGGCCUUGGAAGCUGUCAAAAAUGCUACAAAUGAGCAAGACCUUGCAAAUCGCUUUAAAGAAUUUGGAAAAGAGAUGGUGAAACUUAACUAUGUAGCUGCAAGAAGACAACAGGAGCUGAAAGACCCUCACUGUCGAGAUGAGAUGGCCGCCGCCCGAGGAGCUCUGAAGAAGAACGCCACCAUGCUGUACACGGCCUCCCAAGCUUUCCUCCGCCACCCGGACGUGGCUGCCACCAGAGCUAACCGAGACUACGUGUUCAAACAAGUCCAGGAGGCCAUUGCCGGCAUCUCCAACGCUGCUCAAGCUACCUCUCCCACCGACGAAGCCAAAGGCCACACGGGCAUCGGGGAGCUGGCCGCGGCUCUGAACGAGUUUGAUAACAAGAUCAUCCUGGACCCCAUGACGUUCAGCGAGGCCCGGUUCCGCCCGUCCCUGGAGGAGCGCCUGGAGAGUAUCAUUAGUGGCGCAGCGCUCAUGGCCGACUCUUCGUGCACCCGAGACGACCGGCGCGAGCGGAUCGUGGCCGAGUGCAACGCGGUGCGCCAAGCGCUCCAGGACCUGCUCAGCGAGUACAUGAACAACAUUCUUUGAUAUUGAAGACGUGCCCAUUUUCAGCACACAAAGAAUAAGAUGUGGAUGACUCACGUGGUACCCAGCUGCUUAUGAGGACUCCUAUGUUGGAUCAGGAUGGCCAACACUUUUGGGAUUUUGGGCUACGGGUGCUAUUCAGGGUAGAGCUAGAAACUCUGAUCAGUGUCUCCCAUCCUGUGAGAAUCUUGAAUAACAAGAAAAGAGGGCUUAUAAAAUCUGAGAUUCUGUUUGUUUUUAACAGAAUGGCAACAGCCUAAUGAUUUAUAUGUGGAAUUUGGUUUUAUAUGAAGGCAUGCUGGUAUUUCUAGCAAUG
Messenger RNA from Odocoileus virginianus texanus, 1533 nucleotides. The record is from RefSeq and is a predicted model, not a curated record. NCBI's taxonomy places the organism in Eukaryota, Metazoa, Chordata, Mammalia, Artiodactyla, Cervidae.